UUUCAACUCGGAUCAUUUUAAACGGCGGACUGACGUAGUUCCGGUCUCUGUUGCAUGUGUCAUCUGGCGGCUUCUGGAAAAUCUGUGCGUGUUGUGUGGUCAGCGUCCAACACUAAAUCUACUUUGGUGGAAAUGGGAAAGAAAAGAGGAAAAGACAAGACCUCCAGAGAGGAGGAUGCAUUUGACCUGACAGUUCCAACCUGCAGACACAUCAAGAAGGGAACAGACCAAACUCUUCUGAAGAAACUCCCCAGUAUUUCUGAUUGGUCGAGGUGUCAGGAUUGUAAACAUGAGGACAAAGAAAAUAUCAACACCAGUGAAGAACAGGACUCUGAAGAGGACACAGAUGCAGGGGGGAUAUGGAUGUGUUUGAAAUGUGGCCACAGGGGUUGUGGAAGAAAUUCUGAGAAUCAGCAUGCCAUCAAACAUUAUGAGACUCCUCGAUCAGAUCCACACUGUCUGGUGGUCAGUUUAGACAGCUGGAGUGUGUGGUGUUACAUUUGUGACAAUGAGGUCCAGUACUCCAGAACAGGGCAGUUGGCACAGCUGUUGAGCAACAUGAAAAAGCAAACCUCGUCUGGUUCUAUAAGAAGACCAGAGAAAAGAGUAAAGGAGGAAAUAAAGGAGGAGGUGGAUCUGCUGGAGGCCGAACAGAAGACAGAAACUGUAAACACAAAGGAAAACGAGAACGAGGAGAACACUGAAAGCAAGAACAAUCAACAGAAGAACAUCAAAAAAGAGAUUGCUGGGAAACCUCCAAACCGCGACAUGACUGAAAACAACAUUGUUCCGGUAAAAGGGCUGAGCAACCUUGGAAACACUUGUUUCUUCAACGCAGUCAUUCAGAAUCUUUCACAGACUCAACUUUUGAGACAGAUUCUCAACGAAGUGACAAAAGAGAAAAUAAGUCUGGAGAUCAACCCUGGUGCCUCUUUAGAUUUGGAACCUUUACAAGUAGAGUUGGACCAGCCUGGAUCCCUUACUCUGGCUCUGUGUAAACUACUCAAUGAAAUCCAGGAAUCCAUAAAGGGGGUGGUAACACCACGGGACUUAUUCACACAAGUUUGCAAAAAGGCUGCCAGGUUUAAGGGGUUUCAGCAGCAGGACAGCCAGGAGCUGCUGCGCUACCUUCUGGAUGGGAUGAGAGCCGAGGAACUUAAGAGAGUAAGCACAGGAGUGAUGGAGACAUUGAAACAAUCCAAAAAGGGCGCAGAUGGAGAGCAGCUCAAAGCUCUAGCAAAAGAUUACGAGAAAAAUGGACUCCCCAAAAACUUUGUUGACCAGGUUUUCGGAGGGGAAAUGAUGAGUACUAUAAUGUGUCAGCAGUGCAGAACGGUGUCUGUAGUCACAGAGAUGUUUUUGGAUCUCUCCCUUCCAGUUUCUAAUGAGGCGUACGGAAAGAAAAACCCAAAGAAAGUUCCUGAGAAGACCAGCGAGUCGAGUCCAGAGGGCAGAAUCAGCCCUGACUUCAUCAGCGGGAGUGAUGGCGUCCCAACUGGCGUCGGCAGCAAAUACCAGCAGAAAAAAGCUAAAAAGCAGGCUAAGAAACAAUCUAAGCAUCAAAAAAGGCAGCAGAAGCUUGAUGGCAGAGCGACAUUGGAUUCCUUGACAUCUCCUAGUCGAGCGGAUAAGGAUAUGGAUGUGAGGGAAAAUGAAACCGCCGACUGUGAACAACAUGAAAACCCCUCAGUGAUGAAUGAACAAAGUCUUGUUUCAGCCGGUUUACCCGAACAGGAUCAGAAUGCCGAGCUAGAAAACGAGAAAGACGAAGAUUCAGCAGCUGACUGCGACUCGUCUGCAGCACCAUCGCCGGUCGACAAUCGUUUCACCGUCUUGUCCGAAGAGCAGCACUCUCAGGACAGCAGCAGCAGCUUGUGUAAUGGCAUUUCCACCAUGGAGCUGGUAGAGGAUGAGGAGGACGACGCAACGUUGGUUCAUAAAAUGCAGCAGGUGGCCUUGGAUGAUGCUUUCAUCGAAGACUCCGAUGCGAUGGAGCAGAGCACAGAGAGCGGAGAUGAUGUGCUGGAAGCCAAAGUGUACACCGUAAUAAACCAAGACCCGGAGCUGGCCUUCAACACCCUGGCUGCCAGAACCGUCCCAGAGAGGCAGGAAUGUUCGGUGCAAUCGUGUCUUUUUCAGUUCACAGAGGUGGAAACUCUCACGCAGAACAACAGCCUGCUGUGUGUCGCCUGUAGCAAACAGCUGCUGAGGAAAGCUGGAGGAUCCAAGAAAAACGUCUACACGGAUGCCUUGAAGCAAAUGUUAAUUUCCUCUCCCCCAGCUGUCCUCACCCUUCAUUUGAAAAGAUUUCAACAGAGUGGAUACAGCAUUUGUAAAGUAAACCGACACGUCAACUUCCCGAUGGUUCUUGAUCUCGCUUCUUAUUGUGCAGCCAAAUGCAAGAAUAUUUCAGAAGGAGAUAGUCAGAUUUUGUACAGUUUGUAUGGAAUCGUAGAGCACAGCGGAACAAUGAGGUCUGGUCAUUACACAGCAUAUAUAAAAGUUCGACCUGAACGUCUUAAAACGACAUCUAACGGGAUUGCUACAGAAGGAGAUCCAGAACCGCCCAAAGGAUCCUGGUUCCACGUCAGUGACACAAGUGUCCAGCCUGUCAGUGAGAGCAAAGUCCUGAGCAGCCAAGCCUACCUCCUCUUCUACGAAAGACUCGUCUAACUACUCGUGGACUUGGGUACAAUCAAAUUAAUCAACCAAACUUCCAACAAAUCAACGUUUUGCUUCUGCCCCACAACACAGGGGACCUUACCAGGGCUUUAGUAAAAUUCUGCAGAUUUUACUCGAGACAUUUGAGAUUGUAAACCUCUUCUCUUUUUAUUUUGAAUGACACAAAUGUUACAAGUGGAAAAUGAGCUAUCUAAGAUUCAUGGGAAACUGGCAGUUUGUGCAAAUUUCAUAGAUUGUCUCAACAGAAAAUAAACAUCUGGCAACAGUUAUUUGUAAGAUGUAUUAAAAUGUGUGUGUAUA
Messenger RNA from Nothobranchius furzeri (turquoise killifish), 2982 nucleotides. It is a transcript of the gene usp16, whose product is annotated as ubiquitin specific peptidase 16. NCBI's taxonomy places the organism in Eukaryota, Metazoa, Chordata, Actinopteri, Cyprinodontiformes, Nothobranchiidae. Gene Ontology annotation, biological process: regulation of cell cycle; regulation of gene expression. Gene Ontology annotation, molecular function: zinc ion binding; cysteine-type deubiquitinase activity. The record is from RefSeq and is a predicted model, not a curated record.